Molecule: messenger RNA, 2100 nt
Organism: Penicillium nucicola
Lineage: Eukaryota; Fungi; Ascomycota; Eurotiomycetes; Eurotiales; Aspergillaceae
Exons: 14
Coding region: 1-2100 (699 amino acids)
Source: RefSeq, a predicted model, not a curated record
AUGGAACCACAUACAAUCAACAUGGAUCAUACGGAGAUUCCAAUCAUCGAAACCGAUGAAUCCCUUUUCGAUGUCCUUCCUAAACUUUCCAACUUCAUCAGCAUGGCUGUGGGCGACAUGGCUUACACAUUUGAGCAAAUGCUGUAUGGAUCCCAAGGACACCGUCUCAGGCAGCUAGUACAUGCUUUAGCUGAAGAUAGCCACAAUCCGUUCAUCAUAGUGGCUUUGAUGAUUCUGAAGUGGGAGUUUGACAUUGUUGUCGAGGACGACUGGGGUCUCAAUGAGAGUAGAGGUGCAGCGUGUGAGUUUGUUGCUUGGCAGUUUCUGUGUCAUUUGAAUCAGCAUGAAACAAUCGAGUUUUUGCUACACGAGCUUCCGAUUCCUCGGCGCAAUUCUGCAAACUCCAUCGAAGCAGAAGCAGGUACUUCUGGUUUGACAUAUAGAGGUGGCUCUCACAACACCGGAAACGAGACCACACCCCUCUUAAAUCCGUCCCCUUUGAGUCGUCUGUUCAGUGGUAGGGCGAACGAAGUUGGGUCUACGGGGAGCUCACAGGGCACCAAUUCACAAGACGAGAUCUACGCUGCCCAGAGAUACUCUCAAUUUUUUGGUUUAAAUGCGUUGGAGAUCGCAACAAUUGCCCACGCAAAGAGAUUUCUAAGCCAACGAGUUGUUCAGCGGGUUGUGAAUGAUAUUUGGAAUGGGGAGAUCGUGUUCUGGGAUUCUUUGACGGUGCAUUCGACCAAAAAGCCCCAGCUUUUUAACAGAAGAACAGCAGAUCCGUAUUCACGCUUGAGGGUUCCUAUUUACCGCAAGAUUUUUGAGGCGGCCUUUUUCGUCUCUUUUCUUUUCCUGUACUAUGCAGUUCUUGUCGAGAGGAAGCAGCAUGCAGUCGGCGCCUUCGAGGCCGUGAUGUACGUGUGGAUUGUUGCUUUUGCGUACGAUGAAAUGAGUGGGAUCAUCGACGCCGGGGUUGUUUUUUAUCAAAUGGAUUUCUGGAGCCUGUGGAAUAUCAGUAUCAUCGGGGUCGGAAUAGCUUUUGUCAUAACGCGAAUUAUUGGACUGGUCAAAAGUAACAACUCCAUGAUCGAACUGUCGUUUGAUAUUUUGUCCUUGGAGGCUCUGUUUCUUGAUCUGCUCCCUCGUGAGCUUGAACUCUUACUUCGGCAGUCUAAUACCGGUAUUGAAGGAGAUGGUACGAUGAUCCCUUCAGGCUUCGGGCUCAAGGCUGACCACCGACUAUUUCAGACGAAAGCUUUCUUUAGAUUCUUUCCAGUGGUGAUAGUAUUGUAUAUUGGGUUUUUAACGACAUUUACAAUGCUCGCCCGUGACCGCUUGUCUCUUGAUGCAAUGUCACAUUUGUUAGUAAAGGUGUUCUUUGGGUAUGGCGGUGAACUGACCCUUGUUGCGCCGUUCUUUACUAAUUUGACAUUCAUCACAGCUCGAGUGUUCUUGGCUUGGUGGGAUACCGCAUCCGAAAUCUCCCCAAUCUUCGGAUACGGCUUGAUGCUGAUUUUCGCAUUGAUGACCAAUACUCUCAUUCUCUCAUCUUUGAUCAGUUUGAUGAGUAUGAGUCUUGAAGGGGUAAUGCGUCAUGCUCGAGAAGAAUAUCUCUUUCAGUUGGCGAUCUAUGUUCUGGAAAGUAGCAAUUCUCGACGAUUGACAUACUUCAUGCCACCCCUGAAUCUUAUUCCCCUGCUUUGUAUCCGCCCCAUGCGAAUUUUCCUAUCCGCGGGAACUGUUCGCCGCGUGCGCAUUAUCUUACUUCGGGCCACGCAUCUGCCCUUUGUCGCGCUGAUAUGGGCAUAUGAGUCGAAGUGGCCACUUCCGCGGCGACGCAAUAGUCGGCUACCCCCAAUAUCGGCACGCGCCUAUCGUACUUAUGCAAACGAGGCGACUGUGUCUAGGUGCCAGGACCCACACCACCCCUCAGGAAGGAUAAUUGAAACAAGUCUGGGCCCUGGAAAAGAACGCAGUGUGGAUCAGCAAGCCGCGCGUGAAUCUGGCAUAGAGCAGAGUCAAUCACAAUUUACAGACUUGAUCGACACGAUAGAACGAUUACGAGCUCAGGUGGAUGCAAUUGCCGAACGACAAAACUGA